UAAGGAGACGCCGCUGACAACUCUCCUGACUCAAAAUUUUAUUUUUUUAGGGGGAAUAUUUUUCGAAUUUGGAUUAUAUGUUGGUGUGAUUGUUUUUUUUUUUUGGAUAUCCUGGUUUAUUCAUGGUGUUUUAGGAUAUUUUUGACCGUCAGUAAAGGUAAAUGUUUAUAAAUAUAUUCCUUCGGUAUUUUUUUUUCCGAUUUUCCGAUAACGAUAAUUAGCAUAUUUAAGGAAUAAAUUUUUGGUGAGCCGAGCAGAAAUUUUAAAAAAUAUCCAGCGGAUUUGCCUGAUCGUCUGGGCUAUGAUUGCUAUGCGGGCGUGCGUGCCGCGGGCAGCAAUAGCCUGGCGGAUAGCGCAGCCACCGGGAAGUACCGACCCCAGGCUGGGUUCUGGGAGUAAGAAAACUCUCGAAGCUAGUCGCAGAUUGACGAACUCCAUUGCAUGCCGUUGUCAGAACCGAGUGAGAGAGAAAGUGGUGAUCGUCACUGGCUCCAGCAGUGGUAUUGGUCACUCAACUGCCCUUGAUCUAGCCAGGAAAGGUGCAACCGUGUAUCUGGCUUUCCGUAAGCACAAGAUUGGUGAAGCCGUAGCAGAAAACCUGCGCAGCUCUACCGGCAACCGGUCUGUCUACUUUCUCCACCUGGACCUCACAGAUUUCUCGUCAAUUCGGUCGUUCGUCCACGAAUUUUCAAAACGUGAACAGAGGUUGGACGCCCUGGUGAACAACGCCGCCGUCUUCCACCAUCCGCCAGCACUCACUGGGGACCAGAUCGAGGUCACUUACCAGACCAACUAUCUUGGUGUGUUCCUGCUCACUCAGUUACUACUGAAGGACAUCCAGCGCUCCCCUGCCAGCCGCAUUGUCUUCGUCUCAUCGGCGGCACACAAGUUAGUCAGUGAACAGGACCUGCUUCACUACGAUCCUCGAGAAUUGUCCAAACCGACGACCUUUGCCGACCAUGUCAGGAGUUAUGGCCUCUCUAAGUUAGCCAUACAUCUCUUCGCUCAGUAUAUUGUCGAGACUGCGCCAGGAGUGUUGGUUGUAUUAGUGGAUCCUGGGAAUGUUUGGACCCCAAUCUACCGUCACUCGUGGCAGUCGUGGAGCGAGAUACUCACCCGCUUGAAGUGCUUUCUAUUCAUGAAGAGUGCUCAAGAGGGAGCCCAAUCAACCAUACAUGCACUCAAUGCUCCGGACAUCAAGAGCGGACAGUAUAUUAGCUGCCUGGAAGUCGAGGGUACCCAGAGCUAUGACACCACCGCUGUCCAGCGACUCAUCGCACACUCAGCACAACUGACGGCUUUCCCCCGUCACUCUGACACCACAAACGACCCGUCACAAACUCGCAACAAAACAGACAACUUUCUAUAAA
Molecule: messenger RNA, 1370 nt
Organism: Cherax quadricarinatus
Lineage: Eukaryota; Metazoa; Arthropoda; Malacostraca; Decapoda; Parastacidae
Product: retinol dehydrogenase 11
Source: RefSeq, a predicted model, not a curated record